Exophiala bonariae is the source of this 276-nucleotide messenger RNA. RefSeq lists its product as uncharacterized. Gene Ontology annotation, biological process: translation. Gene Ontology annotation, molecular function: structural constituent of ribosome. The record is from RefSeq and is a predicted model, not a curated record. The transcript has a single exon. Lineage: Eukaryota; Fungi; Ascomycota; Eurotiomycetes; Chaetothyriales; Herpotrichiellaceae. Gene Ontology annotation, cellular component: mitochondrion; large ribosomal subunit. Bases 1 to 276 code for a protein of 91 amino acids.
AUGUCGUAUUUCCGAAUCACCCUUAUCAGAUCCGCCAUCGGUCUCCCGAGUAAAUCAGCCAACGUCCUCAAAGCUCUUGGUCUGCGCAAACGAAUGGCCACCGUCUUCCACCCAGUCGAGCCUUCUGUGGCCGGUCAAAUUAUGAAAGUUAAAGAGCUGGUCGCCGUCCGCGAGGUCGACAAACCCCUGACCAAACAACAAGUCCACCAAGAACGAGUACCGGACGCCGGAUUCUACAUCGAGUCUCGGGCCAGGGACCAGAAGUCUAUCGCCUAG